UGACAUGGCUUGACCGAUCUCUGCGGGAAGUUUCAGGAAAUGCAACAGGUGUCAGAGCCGCAGGUAAUGAACCGUGUGCUGCCGUAAGUGUCUGCGGGUUCACACACCGGCGGGGUCACCCGGCGCACUGUACCGGGGUCAGUCACGUUGAUCAGCGGCCAGUAUGAAAACAUUUGACCCGUGUGUGUGUUCGCUGUGCUCCAGCUCUCGUUAGCGUCCCGGGCUAGCUGCCGUGUGUUCCUUGAAGGUGCCUCUGUGCGUCGGACGGGGGAACAACUGCGCAGUCUUUCACACGGUCAGGUGGCACCAUGGACGACAACAGCCUGAAUGUCUCCAAUGUGAAGGUCGCCGUUCGUGUGCGACCAAUGAACAGGAGAGAGAAAGAGCUAAAGACAAAAUGUGUGGUGGAGAUGGAGGGGAGUCAGACCGUUCUGCAUCCAGCCAUCACCAACACAAACAAAGGAGAUCCUCGGAGUCAGCCGAAGGUGUUUGCCUACGACUACUGCUUCUGGUCCAUGGAUGAGUCCCAGCAGGACAAGUUUGCAGGUCAGGAUGUGGUGUUCCAGAGCCUGGGGAAGAGUCUGCUGGACAACGCCUUCAUGGGCUACAACGCCUGCAUCUUUGCUUAUGGACAGACAGGCUCGGGGAAGUCGUACACCAUGAUGGGCUCGGCGGAGCAGCCCGGUCUGAUCCCCCGACUCUGCAGCUCCCUGUUCAGCAGGACUGUGCAGGAGGCCCGGGAGGGAGAGAGCUUCACCGUGGAGGUCUCCUACAUGGAGAUUUACAACGAGAAGGUCCGAGACCUGCUCGACCCCAAAGGAAGUCGAGCAGCGCUCCGAGUGAGAGAGCACAAUGUGUUCGGACCGUACGUCGACGGCCUGUCUCGCCUGGCGGUGGCCAGCUAUAAGGACGUCGAGUCUCUGAUGUCAGAGGGAAAUAAAUCUCGUACAGUCGCAGCCACGAAUAUGAACGAAGAGAGCAGCAGAUCCCACGCUGUGUUCAACAUCAUCCUCACACACACACUCAUGGACCUACAGUCUGGGACGAGCGGCGAGAAGGUGAGCAAGCUGAGUCUGGUGGAUCUGGCCGGCAGCGAGCGAGCCGCCAAGACCGGAGCGGCGGGCGAACGUCUGAAAGAAGGAAGCAACAUCAACAAGUCUCUCAGCACUCUGGGUUUAGUUAUCUCGGCCUUGGCUGACCAGGGAGCCGGGAAGAACAAGAACAAGUUUGUUCCCUACAGAGACUCGGUGCUCACCUGGCUGCUCAAGGACAGCCUGGGAGGGAACAGCCGCACCGCCAUGGUCGCCACCAUCAGCCCGGCCGCAGACAACUACGACGAGACGCUGUCCACCCUGCGUUACGCCGACAGAGCCAAGAGCAUCGUCAACCACGCCGUCGUCAACGAAGACCCCAACGCCAGGAUCAUCCGGGAGCUCCGGGAGGAAGUGGAGAAGCUGAGGGAGCAGCUCACCGAGGCCGAGUCUAUGAAGGCCCCCGAGCUGAAGGAGCGGCUGGAGGAGUCUGAGAAACUGAUCCAAGAGAUGACGGUCACCUGGGAGGAUAAACUCAGGAAGACUGAGGCUAUUGCACAGGAGCGUCAGAGGCAGCUGGAGAGUCUGGGUAUUUCUCUGCAGUCCUCUGGAAUCCGAGUGGUGAACGACAAGUGUUUCCUGGUCAACCUUAACGCCGACCCCGCCCUCAACGAGCUGCUGGUCUACUACCUGAAGGAGCACACACGUGUGGGCUCGGCCAACUCGCAGGACAUCCAGCUGUGCGGGAUGGCCAUCCACGCCGAGCACUGCGUCAUCGACAUCACCGAGAGCAGCGGCGUGGUGCUCACGCCUCACCGCAACGCUCGAACAUGUGUGAACGGCGCCGCGGUCACCAGCCCGGUCCAGAUCCAUCACGGUGACAGAAUCCUGUGGGGCAACAACCACUUCUUCAGGAUCAGCCUGCCGCGGCAUAUGGUCCACGCAGGAGGCGACGAUGAGGACGGCGGCGCUGCGAUGAAGACGUGUCUGAGCACCGACCAGCUGGAGGUGGACCUGGAUGCAUCCAGCGACGUGUCGAGCGAGCUGAACUUCGGCUACGAGUUCGCUCAGGCCGAAGUCAUGAUGAAAGGAAUGGGCAACAACGACCCCUUGCAGUCGGUGUUGCAGACCCUGGAGAGGCAGCACGAGGAGGAGAAGCGUUGCGCCCUGGAGCGACAGAGGCUGAUGUACGAACAGGAGCUGCAGCAGCUCCGCCGACGGCUGACUCCUGAGAAACCCUCCCACCUGCUGGAGGCGGUGAGUCUGCUGCCCGACGCCGCUGCAGUGACGUCACACGGCUCCCACAAACGCAUGCGGCGCUGGAGCGAGGACAGAGAGGCCAUGAUGACGCGCAGCCUGCGGCGCCUGAAGGAGCAGAUCGUUCGGGCCAACCUGCUCGCGCAGGAGGCGAGCUUCAUCGCCGAGGAGCUCAACAAGAGGACGGAGUACCUGGUCACCCUGCAGAUACCUGCUGCCAACCUGAACGCCAACAGGAAGCGUGAUGCAGUGCUGAGCGAGCCGGCCAUCCAGGUGCGUCGUAAAGGUAAAGGGAAGCAGAUCUGGGCUCUGGAGAAGAUGGAGAACAGGCUGGUGGACAUGAGGGAGCUGUACCAGGAGUGGAAGGACUUCGAUGAAGACAGUCCAGUGAGUCGGUCCUAUUUCAAGCGUGCCGACCCGUUCUUCGACGAGCAGGAGAACCACAGUCUGAUCGGCGUGGCCAACGUGUUCCUGGCCUGCCUGUUCUACGACGUCAAGCUGCAGUACGCUGUGCCCAUCAUCAACCAGAAGGGAGAGGUGGCCGGCCGGCUGCACGUGGAGGUGUGGCGGGGGACGGACGUCUCUCAGCAGGACGCUUCAGGACCGUCUGACGCUCAGCAGAACGUCGCAGACAGAGAACCACAGGAGCGCAAACUGGACUGUGUGGUGAACAUCCUCCAGGCCAACGGUCUGCCUCGCCACCUGUCCAACUUCGUCUUCUGUCAGUACCACUUCUGGGGGCAGGAGGAGCCGGUGUUCAUCGCUCCAGAGGUGGAACCCUCCAGCUCGUCCUCCGUCUCCAAAGACCCUCAGUGCACCGUGGUCUUUGACAGCGCCAAGGAGCUGUCGGUGCCGGUGUCAGAGGAGUUUGUGGAGUUUCUAGCCGACGGCGCCGUGGCCAUCGAAGUUUAUGGCCACAAGCAGGCCAACCAUCGCAGGAACCUGGCGCUGUGGGACCUCGGAGUGAUCCAGGCCAAGACCCGCUCCCUCAGAGAAAGGUGGAGCGAGGUGACCCGUCGGCUGGAGUUGUGGGUGCAGCUGAUGGAGCUGAACGAGGCCGGAGAGUUCACGGCUGUCGAUGUCGUUCCUGCUAAAGACGUUCGCACGGGAGGAAUCUUCCAGCUCCGACAGGGUCAGUCCCGUCGCAUCCAGGUGGAGGUGCGUUCAGUACCGGAUUCAGGCACCAUGCCCCUCAUCCCCGCCUCCAUCCUCUCCGUGUCCAUAGGAGACGUCAAAGUCCAGCUGGUGCGUCCGGGUGGGGAUGAAGAAAUGGACAGCUACCAAGAGGUGGACCUGGAGAGGAUGAGGGGACAGUGGCUGGAGAUUCUGACCCAGAGGCAGGAGUAUCUGGACCAGCAGCUCCAGAAGAUCGUCUGCAAACCAGAUAAAUCCGAGGACGAUGUUGAGAGGGAGUCCCAGCUGCUGGAGUGUCGCCUGACGCUGACCGAAGAACGCAACGCCGUUCUGGUGCCGUCGGCUGGCAGCGGCAUCCCCGGAGCUCCGGUCGAGAGGGUUCCUGUCCCUGGGAUGGAAACACACAUUCCCGUCCUGUUCCUGGACCUCAGCGCUGACGACUUCCAGUCCAGUCUUUCAGCGCCGUUGGCCGGAGGGCUGGAUGCGCUGCUGAGCGGGGAGGAGGAGGACGAUUUCUUCGAACUUCACGUUGUUAAACACUACGAUCCAGAGGUAAAGCUGGAGGCUUCCUGGGACUCGACGGUGCACGAGUGUCCCCAGCUGAGUCGCGUGGGCUCAGCUGAGCAGAGGGUGUACCUGACGGUCAGGACGGUGGUCCAGCUGAGCCACCCGGCCGACAUGCAGCUGGUACUCAGAAAACGGAUCUGCGUCAACAUCGCUGGGAGACAGGGUUUUGCACAGAGCCUGCUGAAGAGGAUGUCUCAGCGCAGCACCAUCCCCGGCUGUGGAGUCACCUUCGAGAUCGUCUCCAACAUCCCUGGAGACAUCCACGGUCCAGAGGACAGAGAGAUGCUGGCCAGGCUCGCCGCCAGCACCGAGGACGACCAAUCAGCUGACAGCGAGGCGGCCAUCGAGAAAUACCUCCGCAGCGUCCUGGCUGUGGAGAACAUCCUCACUCUGGACCGACUCCGACAGGAGGUGGCUGUGAGGGAACAGCUGGCCGUCAGAGGGAAAGCUUCCAGACGCUGCCUGAGCUCUCCGAACAUCAACCGGCUGUCAGCCAGCAGUCUGGAGCUCUACUCCUCCACUCAUAAACUCAACAACUUUAAGGGCUGGGAGAGCCACCAGGACCUUUCUGUGGCGCCGCCCCCGUCCAGACGCACUCUGCCCGGCUCCGUAUCCCAGAACCUGAACCCACAGACAGUGCAUUCAGGCUUUGCUGCGUCUUAUCUCCCUCCAGUGAAGGCCGUACCCCAGCUGCUCAAGUCGCUGCUUCCUGGUGGGAAGGAAGAUAGCAAAGACCAGACAGCUGUCCAUCAGCAGGGUCACUGUCCUGAGCCAGAGACGGCUCGGAUAGUCGUGUUCGACCUGCUGUCUGACGGCAGACACGUCGUCCACAGUUUACCUCGCAUCAUGGUGCAGUCAGCCAGUGUUGAAGAGGGCAUCAGCAAACAGCAGCAGCCGGUUCCAAUUGAGGAAAUCAUUCCUCCCGACCUCCUUUCAGAGAGUCCCAGAUCCGUGACCCUUCCGCCCUCGAUCAUCCCAGAGUCCGAGGACUCCACACCAAGCCCGACUAGCGAAGCGUCGAGCGGAUACAUCUCGACGAGUAUCUCCACAGCAACACUGUCAGAAGUCUACACGCUGAGCUGGGACCUGCCUCCAUCAUCUGGCAGCAAAACUGACGACUUUGAGGUGGUGCAGGAUGAAGAGGACAUUAAAGUCACUCAGUCUGACACGUAUCCUGUCCUCGUGGACCGAUCGGCGCCUCUGGAGUCAUUGCUGGUUGUGGACGGUACAGUAGCUGAAGAAAAGACCGACCUGUCCUGGUCCAAACCAGACGAUACGCCAUCAGAUUCAAACCAGAGUCAACAAGAACCAAAUCAUUCUCCCUCAGUCCAGAAGGAGCCAGGAGAGCCAGAUUCAGACUUCCUGUGCCAGACCAAACGAAAGCAAGUCUCACCAAUCGACCGCAUUGCAGUGGAACAGUUGGACAGUUUGGAUCCACUUAAAGAAACGUCGCCACAAGAUGAAACCAAACCGACAGACAUUUCACAAACGGAGGACUUGAAGCCAGAGGUUCCCCUGACAGAAGAACUCCAGCCAGCUGCCGCAGACGAGACGGAGGCUGAGCUGUCACUGCAACACGAUCCACAACCGCCUGCAAACGGUCAAUCUGAAGCUAUCAUCCCUCAGCCACAGCAGCCAGAACCGGUCCAAAAGACCUUAGAUCCUGCUCAGGAUCCAGCUCCAGACCUGAUACCUGUUGUGCCCAAAGUAGUGGUGUCAGCUCCUGCCUCUUCCGGCAAUCUGCUUCUUGUAUCUUCAUCUGAGGAACAGGAAAAUUCUGGGUUGUCAAAUCCAAGUGGCACCUCCAUCCUGACUUCAUCCUCCACCACAGAUGAGGUCCAACAGGAAACACCUGCCAGCACAUCAACAGAACCCUCCACUGCUUCAGAUCUGUCCAGUGUUCAGUCUUCCAAACCUGAUGUGUCAGUGGCAAACCCCUUCAAGAUCCAGAAAGUCAAGUCUUCAGACCUCAAGUCUUUUCAGCGUAUUCUGAGCGAGGAGGAGGAAAAGCUGGCGCGGGACAACCGGGCCAGCAGCCCUGGAGCGGGACAGAACCUCUCUGUGCCGAUGGAGAGCCUGGAAAUCAUCUCGGACACUGAGGAAGGAGACGAUACCACUGUUGUUCCUGAAUGGCUGAAAGAAGGGGAGUUCGUGACUGUGGGGACCAACAAGAGCGGCACCGUCCGUUACGUUGGACCCACAGACUUUGCAAAGGGUACCUGGGUGGGAGUGGAGCUGGAGGUACCAGCAGGAAAGAAUGACGGUUCGGUGGGUGGCAAGCACUACUUCCACUGUAACCCUGGUUACGGCGUGCUGGUCAGACCAGACAGAGUGAGCCGGGGAGGCGCCAAGCGCCGCCGCCAGCAGCAGAAGCGCCGUAGUGCCAACCUGUCUGGAUCCAGCCCGAACCUGGCAGCUCUUACUGCUCUGGCCAAAGGUGAAGCUGGCGGACCGUCACCGGGACACAGCAGAGGAGAGAACCGCAAGUCGUGGAACACUUAAGAGGCUCCGGAUCCGGUCGGUGGCAUCCGUCAUCAUCCGCACGCAGCAGCCGGACUUGGUGAUCGUAACUCUUCAUGAAGAGUGACGGUAGUGGUUUAUUUGGGCAGAUCUACAACCGGUUUCACUGCGUCUGGUCCUUCGCUGUACGUUUGGGUCGUUGCAUGAGUCAUUUCACGCUCCUCUGUUGGGAAAAGGAAACUGUUGACUUUCAUCGUGUGUUAAAGGACCAUGUCCAGUCCUAAAACAGUCGAGUUUACAUACACUCGUAAAGAACGUGUUCAUCGCAGCGUCGACGGCUCUCACAGACAAAAGCACUCAUGAAUUUUGGUUCAGUGAUGAAUUUAUUAUAAAUCUUCUGAUGAUCUGAUUCCACUCAAAGUGUGUGUAAACUUUUCACCACGACUCAGCAACUAAAAAAUACUAUUUGAUCAGGAACUGUGAAUGUUUUUGUAGGUUUCUACUGACACAUAACUAUUUGUAAUUAUUUUUAUUUUAAAACAUUUUAAUGAGCUCAUAUUUCUGCUGCAUCGACCUCCAACACUGGUGAGCUGCUCGUACCUGUCGGUGCCGUUUGAUUGGACGCAGGUGUUUUUAUUCUCGUGCCUUUUGAAUUAUUACGCCGACUUCUCGGUCAAUGUGCCUUAGUGAUGGAACCACCGGACUCUGAGCUGCUGGGGGGCUGAGAACCAGAUUUAUUUGAAUGUGUGUUUCUACUGUUUUAGAAAAUGUAAAACUUGCACUGCUGUUCUCAUACAAACUCUCCUGAGGGUUUGCAGAAUGUUUUGAUCACUUUGUCUUUCCAGCAAGUUUUUCCAGAUUAACUGAGAGCCGAUGAUGUUUUUAUUUCACUCGCCAGGUUUGAAUCAUGUCGUGUUUGUGGGAACCUGUUGAUUUGCACGUGACGAGGAUAUUUUGAGGGAUUGUGUCGGUUGUUUUCAUUUCUGUCUCCGGUGUUCACGAUCUCUUUGACUGCCUGACUGGUUAUUUAUUUUAAAAAGAUGAAGACAUGAUGCUGAUAAUGGGGAAAAAAAAGCAAAAUCAAGUUUUUAUAUGAAAUAAAUUUCAUUCUGCUGUCAUCAA
This is a messenger RNA of Acanthopagrus latus (yellowfin seabream), 7571 nucleotides long. Its product is annotated as kinesin-like protein KIF13B. The record is from RefSeq and is a predicted model, not a curated record. Gene Ontology annotation, biological process: microtubule-based movement; regulation of protein localization. Lineage: Eukaryota; Metazoa; Chordata; Actinopteri; Spariformes; Sparidae. The transcript has 41 exons. Bases 309 to 6491 code for a protein of 2060 amino acids. Gene Ontology annotation, molecular function: cell adhesion molecule binding; microtubule motor activity; microtubule binding. Gene Ontology annotation, cellular component: adherens junction.